Molecule: messenger RNA, 822 nt
Organism: Acanthocheilonema viteae
Lineage: Eukaryota; Metazoa; Nematoda; Chromadorea; Rhabditida; Onchocercidae
Source: the annotation of a GenBank genome assembly
AUGAUUCUAAAAGACUUGGAAACAGUGGAUAAGCAACUCAAAAAAGAGCCAGAUGAACAGGGUGUUGCUUCGGUGGUCAUUCAACCACCUGCAGAGCCAGUGGAAACAGUUCGAUCACAGAUGUCGCUAAGACAGGAUCCUAGUGCUCAGUUAUCAGAGCAGCAAGCAAUCUCUUCUCGACUUGAACAAGUUCAGUACAUUGCACCUUCCGGAUUGACUCGUCUUCAUACAACAAAUGGCAAUUUGACGUUGAAUUCAGCAGCACUACCCGGCAUGCACAAUGUUGGAGCAACAGGUAUGAUUGGACAGUAUUCACCCGUUGCUACGGUUGCAGCAGCGGCAGCGGCUGCAGCAGCUGCUGCAUCACGAACAAGUACCAGCACACCAAAAAACGCACAGGAAUUAGGCCAAACGGCGGGAUCAUCAUCGGGACCAGUUCCAGGGAUGCUACCAGUAAAUGCCGAAGUUUUGGGUCUCAAAACGAUGAGUGUUAGCGGUGAUAAUCAACAGCAACAAUAUGUUCCGCCAAAUCAAGGAACUGGUCAAGGCACUGGUUCCCAUUGGCAGUCCACUGUGAUGUCUGGUUACACAUCAUCCCCAUCACCACUUAGUAUGGCCGGUGGUAGUCGAACAGCUACCGAAAGUGAUGAUAGCACAAGAAAGAGACAAGUGCGGCUCUUAAAAAAUAGGCGGAAGAAAAAAGAAUAUGUGAAGUGUUUAGAAAAUCGUGUUGCUGUUUUGGAAAAUCAAAACAAAGCACUGAUUGAAGAGCUGAAGACGUUAAAGGAAUUGUAUUGCAGGAAAGAGAAAAGCGAGUUAUAA